CUGUUGUUCCUGUGCGCUGCUCUCCAGCAUCCCAUACCAGCCCACAAACAUCAUCCAGCUCUCCAUGGCCAUGGAUGGACGCGCUCUCUUGCUCCAUUCCCAAUGUCCGUGUCCCUAGCCUUAACUUUCCGCCGUCUUCAUAGUAUCCACUUGAUCCCACGCCUUUCCUCAAGCCAAUUCGCGUAGUAUUAGAAUGAGCUGGUAGGCCGUCGCUGGCUACUGCGAAUUAUUUCCUGUCACGCUGUAGACUGGACAGUCAUUUAUGCGAUAAUAGCGGAUAGUAUCAGCCAUAGUAGCCUAGUUGACCGAACAUUCAUUCCUCAGACCAGCCCUAGCCCAGAUCCAAACACCUCCCCCAAUCAUGGCUGCGCGACCUAGUCAACCUUCGCCGAUCCUCCUCUCCCCUCUAGUCCCGUUGCUCCUCUCUUCCCUCCUCUCGACCCUAGCUUUUCUUUCUGCCCGCGCGGGCAGCCCGAGCGACGACGAAGCGGCGCUGGUCGCGUUCAAAAAGGCCAUCCACGUGGACCAUCUCAACGUGCUCGAAUCCUGGACGUCCGAUCGCCCCGUGUGCUCCUGGGAGGGCGUCACCUGCAGGAGCGCCGCGCCGCCACGUGUCAUCAGCCUGACCAUCUCGCAGGGUUUCCUCGAAGGUUCUCUGACGCCUGAACUCUCGAAAUUAGACCAGCUGAGGAAGUUACACCUGGACGGCGGGAUGCUUUCCGGGAAGAUUCCGGCUCAGUUGGGGCAGCUUCGCUGGCUGAACAGCAUUGACUUGAGUGGUAACCACCUGACUGGCGAAAUCCCGCCGAGCGUUGCUCUCCUGAGCAACCUGCGCAACCUCGUGCUCCGUUCCAACAAUUUCACAGGGGCAAUUCCCCCAGGAAUAUUCGGCCUGCCGAAACUGGAGACGCUCGCCCUCGAUAUUAACAGCCUGACCGGCGAGCUGCCCGACGUCCCGGGCAGCUACAGCCCAAGCCUCUCGACCCUCAACGUCGGCGUGAACUACCUUUCCGGACCUAUUCCUAAGGCUCUCGGCAGCUUACCGAACCUGAUUCAGCUAGACCUGCAUCAGAACUCGUUUUCCGGACUUAUUCCGCCCGCGCUCGGCGCGCUUGCGAAUCUACAGUACCUCGAUUUGAGCGGUAACCAGCUUUCUGGCGGUAUUCCACCGGCGCUGGCGGGGCUUACGUCGCUCCAAGCGGGUAUUUUCUCAAGUAACCAGCUCAGUGGGGUGGUUUCGCAGCCUUUCCUCGCAGGAAUCGCUUCCUCUAUAGACGUCCUCGAUGUAAGCAGAAACUCGUUUACGGGAUCGGUUUCGAGAUUUGCAACGCUAACGAACGCGGUGUACAUCGAGCUGAGCAACAACAAUUUCGUGGGGGGCAUCUCGAAGGCGUUCGGCGCGCUGCCGAACCUGCAGCAGCUGGGGCUGUCCGACAACGAGCUGACAGGUGGCAUCCCCGCGGCAAUUACGGAGUCCAGCAGCCUUGUCGUCUUCUCCGCGGACCGAAACAAACUGAGAGGCAGCAUUCCCCCCUUCAACUGCGCACACACCGGAUUCAUGGCUCUCUCCGUCUCUGGAAACGCCUUCCACGGAGGCAUUCCCCGCAGCCUGGCCAGCUGCAGCAGCAACCUCUACGUCCUCGACGUCAGCCACAACAACCUCUCGGGCCCGAUUCCUCCGUUUCUCGGCGAUCUGGUUGAGCUGAGGAACCUUACCCUGGCUUACAACAAUUUCUCUGGGAUUGUCCCGCCCAAGAUGGGGUACCUUGCCAAUUUGGUUUCCCUGGACCUGUCGUGGAACAACCUGGAAGGGCCCCUGGAUGCGAGGUUUGAUAUGGUGAAGGUUCUCGAUGAUCUGCAGCUUGCAGGAAACAACCUGACAGGCAGGAUUCCGUUCACUUUUACUCGGUUUCCCAAGGCGUCAUUCCAGCCUGGGAAUGCUGGACUGUGUGGGAAACCCCUCCCUACAAUGUGUCCCCCUCGGAUAAUGGAUGUCGGGGAUGAGUCUUAGCGUAGGAGUGAUGCGAGGGGAGCCACUGGCAAUGAUAUUGACCGUAAUGCUGAAGGUAGAUAAAGGAAGGGUGGAACUUCUUGUUUUGCAAUGUUCUAUGGUGGGGGGGAUUGUUCAAUGCUGAUUUUGUUUUCUUGUACCAUAGGUAAAUUUUGCUACUAGGCAGUUAUCGUAUGAUUCAAAUUGUUAUGAAUUAAUCAGAUUAAUAACA
Messenger RNA from Closterium sp. NIES-67, 2222 nucleotides. Lineage: Eukaryota; Viridiplantae; Streptophyta; Zygnematophyceae; Desmidiales; Closteriaceae. The record is from the annotation of a GenBank genome assembly.